AUGGGUCUACCAAUCACCACCACCGCCUCCAUCAGCGUCCCGGAGGCCAACUCCUUCGGAGCCACCGUCCUCCAGCCACAAGGCGACAACUCCAACGGCCGUGGCGGCUGCCCGUUCAUCGCCAACACCCACAACAACGGCACUCCGGAUACCGCCCAUGCCAACAUCACUCAACAAGCGACGCCAGCGGAACCAGCCGCGCCGCUGGGCAUCUUGAAUAAGCUGGAGAAUCGCACCUUCACCGGCAGGGGCUUCAACACUAUCUUCCGCCCCCACAGUACUAGCUCUCCCACCACGCUGGACGUCAACCCUGUGCUCCCUCAAGGCCUCCUCCCGGACAACAUCCUCCAGCUCAACAUCACACACGAGACUCAGGUGUUUGCCCCUGGCUUGGGUCACGUGCCCAACCGCGGCUUGAUGAAGCAGCAAGAUAUUGACCUCAACGGUGUCCCCUACACACAAACCAUCUACGAUAUCACCGAGGUCUUGCCCAACACGACCCCUCCCGUAAUCCACUUUGAGCCCGGUCUCUGGAUGCACGUUCCCACCACCACCAUUCCCAACCUCAAGACUUCCCUUGCUCGCAUGGCUUCCAUCCCUCACGGCACGACUAUCAACGCCCAGUGUUUCUCCGACCCAUCUUCCAGCGUCGGGGCACCCAACAUCCCAAGUGUCGACAUCACUCCCUUCCCGGUCGGCAGCCACGACAGAUUCCACUUCCCCAGCCAGAACGCCAAUGACCCUGCGACCUUCCGCCUCCCCCAGAACCUCGCCCCCUUCACCAAGGCCAAUACAAUCACCCAAGCCAUGAUUGACGACCCCAACACCGUCCUCAAGAACGCCAACAAGGGCAAGGACAUUGUCGAAAACACCUUCUACACCAUUACCACCAAGCCCACGGACACCAACUUCGGCGGCGGCACCUCCAACAUCGGCUUCCUCGUCGGCGACGGCCAACAAAACCUCAAACUCCCUAGCCGCGCCAACGCAAACGCCACCAGCAUGGAAGCCCAGUACUGGAUCUCCACCGUCCGCACAAACAUCCAGCUCGAGCCCUGGAAGCCCUCGGCCAACGAGACAUGCAAGCACUUCUCCCCUCUGCCCGUUCGCGACGGAGAAGAGGUGCCCGUCUUUGAGGUGCACUUCCCCAUUUCGCAGGCAAAGACCGUGGCUGUCACGUAUACCCAGCUCCAGUACACCCAAAACGUCACUCUCGACUUUGCUGGGCUUAGCUGGCCGCAUGUCACUGUUGGUACACUUGUCCAGACGACCCCGACUGUUCUGGAUGCGUCGGUCUUGAACCAGUAG
Messenger RNA from Colletotrichum godetiae, 1308 nucleotides. RefSeq lists its product as uncharacterized. The transcript has a single exon. NCBI's taxonomy places the organism in Eukaryota, Fungi, Ascomycota, Sordariomycetes, Glomerellales, Glomerellaceae. Bases 1 to 1308 code for a protein of 435 amino acids. The record is from RefSeq and is a predicted model, not a curated record.